Pieris macdunnoughi is the source of this 1095-nucleotide messenger RNA. The record is from the annotation of a GenBank genome assembly. NCBI's taxonomy places the organism in Eukaryota, Metazoa, Arthropoda, Insecta, Lepidoptera, Pieridae.
AUGAAAAAAAGGAAACAGACAUUGGGGUCGUCCAAAAGCCGGACUUCCACCACGUCUGCUGUACCUACUAUCUCUAUUACUUUGGCAACAACUGGCUCAGCCGCGGUUAAAACUCGCUCCCCAUCAACAUCUGCGCCGCGGCAGCGAGAGAAUAAUAAGCAGGAAGAAAAUCGGGUGACAGGACACGUGCAACACCCACCACUGGCGGUGAGCUUGCGCCUUAUUCCCAAUGUAUGCUCUGUAGUGUCCUCUACGACCGGGGCGGCACAAUCAUAUUCUAGAGGACAAAUAGGAAUUAGUAAUGACUGGUCAAAAUGGAACUUUAAUAAAGCAGAUUAUCAUAUAUUAUACACGCCUUUGUUACCAGUAGACUGGGGUACGCUGUACAGCUUGAGCGACGUGGAUGAGAUGGUUGUAUAUUUUACUUGGUCUUUUUGGCAAUAUGUUAAGGAUCACACACGACCAUUGAAAAGGGAAGGUAUUGUAACAGAUGGAAUAAAUUUAACGGAGGAGGAGCGUGCUAACGAAUUUGCCCAGUUCUUCAAAAGUGUUUACAGUGCCGAGACGCCACAACUCGAUGUGAAUGCGGCAGCAGCAUAUGGGACGAGCAGCGCCCGUGUUCACUUAGAUGAUUUCACCUUGCGGGAAGUGAGUGAAGCACUGGUGCACCUUAAACCUAAGCGUUCGGCCGGUUCUGAUGGCCUACCACCUUUUCUUUUUAGGGACUGUGAGAGACUACUGGCAGCGCCGCUUCACCAUAUAUUUAGCACUUGUCUAAAGUCAAAUAUUUUCCCAGCACAAUGGAAAACCACUAGGGUUACACCUGUUCCAAAGGGGAUCCCGGGACCGGAUAUACCGGCUCAAUUGCGCGAUGAACAGCACGGGUUUAGACCAGGACAUAGUACGACUAUGAAUCUGUUGGACUUGAUGAUGUACACAAUGAUGUACAUGUAUUUGAUGCCUGUAGUGGAUGCUGGGGGUCAAGUUGAUGUAGUUUACCUGGAUAUAAAAAAAGCAUUUGACACGGUGGACAAUGACAUUCUUCUUAGGAAGUUAGCGGCGUUCGGCUGUAUACCAAAACUGCUACAUUUCUAG